GCGGCCGACCGCGCCGGCGCUUGGCGCCCGGCCCCGCGACCGUGAAAUUGUUGAUGCCGGUUUCCAUGGCUUUCGGUUGCGCUGCCUGUUCGCUACAAUGUAGAUUAGAUCCAAGUCUUCCGCUUCCCGAUGAGUGAAAGUAAAGUGACUUGACACCCUCCAGUCCAUCCAAGAUGUCAGAGACUCCAUCUAACAUUGAGCGUCUUCCACUCGAGCAUCCUCUACCUGAUGAGAUACAGGAGAUGACUCGAGAUGAUACAGUCUGUAAGUUCUGUGGAGUUAGUUACCUCAUCCAUCAUGAAGUCAAGAGACUAGAAAAAGAGCUAGAGCGGGUGGAGGCAGAGCUGCAGAAAUACAAGGGAUGUGAGGAGAGGGAAAGGGUGCUAAAGAUAGAAGUAGAGAAACUGAAAACAAGUUUGUCGGAAAAAGAUAAGAUUCUUCAUGACAGGGAUACAAGCAUUGAGCAUCUGAAAUCUAAUAUCAAAGUCAAAGAAGAUGAACUAUGGAAAGCCAUACAGCAAGCUGAGGCAGCUCAGAGACAACUAGAAAGUGAGAAAGCUGCAAGUAACAAACUCAGAGCUUGGAGGAAGGACAUUCUUCAGAGGUUGCCUAUGAUCAAAGCUAAACUCUCAGAAGAGAAGCAGACUCUGGGGAAUGUGAAGUCUGAAUUCAGUGACUAUCAAAACAAGAUGGCCGCCAUCAAUAAGAAAAUCACCGGCGUCAUACAGAAAGUAUGCAAGAAAGAGAAGCAAGUGGUUGAUGGCAUCCUAUCAAGAGCCACUGAAGCAGAGAAACUCUCUUCCUCUCUCCAGUCUCAACUCACUGAUGCCCGCCAACAGAUGGCAGCAAACAGCACUCAGGGUCAAAGGUUACAAGAAGCCGAAGACAGAAUCAGGCAGAUGACAAACCGCUGCGCUGAGCUCGAGGCUAGAGAACAGAAAUCACAAGACGAGCUUCAGAAAGCUACAGUCGAGUUGAGAUCAGCCAAGUCAGAUAUUGUUCAGUUCAAAGAGGUUUUAAGAAAUAAGACCCAAGAAGUGGAGGACAGUCAGCGGCAGAGGGCCAAGCAUGAACAGUUCCUUAGCAACAGCAUCAACAAACUCCAGGAGGAGCUGCGUUGCCGGGCGGAGGAGGCCCAAGAUUACCAGAGGGAGCUCGGAGAGCUGAAGGAGCGCGAGGCGGAGCGGAAGAGGAAGGUGGAGAGCAGUCUAAACACGAAGAUCGAGGCAUCAGCAAGAGAACUGAGACAGCUAAAAGAGGCUUUGGAUAGUUCCAGGAGGGACUGCUCUGCAUUGAGAGAUGAAAGAGAAUCGAUGGUGGCGUCCCAUCAACAUCGGAUUGAACAACUCAAACAGAGCUUUGCUCAGAGGAUACAAGAAGCUGAUGGAUGGCCUGAAAGGUUGAAUGAAAGUUUAUCAAAGGAGAGGGAGAAGCAUGCAGAGGAGAUGGCUAGUCUUGAAGAAAAACUGCAAAAAUCAUUUCAAGUGGACUUGGAAAUUCAGAAGCAGAGAAAUGAUGAAUUGAUUUUGAAAUACAAGCAGGAACUCAGUAGUGCUGAAAAUAAGAUGAAAAACAACAUCCAACGCGAAAGAGACUCAUUGAAAGCUAGACUAGACAGUCUAGAGAGGGAGCUAUCUGAUUCUAAGAGGAUAUCCAAUGAUCAGGAAAAGGGACUGAGAGAAGAGAUUGAUAGCUUACAGAGGAUUACAAUGGAACUUAGGAAACAACUUGCUGAAGGAGAUAGUCGUAAUACGGGUGAGGUUCAGGCAAUGAGAGCCGAGCUACAGGAAGCAGAACAAGACCUGGCGUCAGCACAGAGAGAUAAACUUGAACUUCAGAAGAAAUUAGAUCAGAGCAAAGAAGAGGUUGCCUUUCUACAGGAGACCGUCCAUCGAGAGUGCGAGGAGCGGUUGGAGUUGACGGAAGCUCUCAGCAAGGCCAGGGAGCAGCUUCUUGUUCAUCAGAGGGGGACGUCCAUCGCAAACAGCACCAGCAGCGGACGAUCGCACUCCCAACUCAGCCUGGGCGGUAGCAGCUCCUCUCCCCACCAGCCGACCAGCCCCAUGGGGAAUCCCCCUAGUGGGAUGAGGAGGGGCAGUGGUGGAGGAGGGGGGCAGUCAGGGGGGAGUAAGGGGGUAAGGCAAGUAGGGUCGAGUGGGAGUGGGAGCUUGAAUGAUAGUAGAAAUCGGAUAGCUACGGUCCUAGGAAAGAAAGAACUCAAGAUUCAGAUUAAUCCAGGACAGUGAGCAUGGGUUAACCUAGGUAGGCUACAUGAUAUGAUGAUAAUAUCAAAUUACUGUGACUUUGAAACUUUGAAAAUAGACGAUAUUGGGUCAAUGACAUAUUACCUAUCUCAAUGUUGAAAACAUCAAGAAGCUUUAAAGUGCCAUCGGCUUGACGAAAUGAUGCGAUAUUUUAUCUUGCUAAGUCGACAUAAUCAUAUUAUUAUGUCAACAAGGCGAAAUAGACAUCUUGCCAAGUUGACAUACAGCUGUUAAUUAGUCGACUUGGCAUGAUAGUGUAUCUUGUUGCCACGUCAACAUACAAUUUUUUGUAGUUGACUUGGCUGAUAUUGUAUCUUUUCACGUUGCCAUACAACUUUUUAUAAGUUGACUUGUGUAUCUCACCAAGUCGACAUAUAACUCUUCUCUACAAUUUAGACAAGAAAUCUGCCUUCAAAUGUUAUAAAACAGAGACAUUCCAUUAUUCCCAUCCAACUCAAGAGGGUUCCAGGGUAAAAUGUAAAAUAUCAUGUCAGCUAGGAUGUUGAUGAAGCCAGGGCCUUGAAAUUCCUAAUCCUUGAACCUCAUUUGGAAUAGGUGAGCCAUGGUGCUGAGAAAGAAAGAACUCAGUUUUCAGGUUAAUUCUUGACUGAAGUGAGGAUGUUGGCAUAGCCUGGUGUCCUGAAAUUCUCAAUCCUUGGAGCAUCAGUAGAAAUAGGAUAUCCAUGGUGCUAGGGAAGAAAGAACUUAAGAUUAAUCCUGGAAAAGUGAUUGAAGUUCUGGGUGUAGCCUUGUGUCAAGAAAUUCUUAAACCAUGAAUGAUGGUAGGAAUAGGAUAGUCAUGAUGCUUUGAAAGAAUGAACUUAAGAUUUAGAUCAAUCCUGGACUCUGAAUGAGAAUGUUGGUGUAGCCUGGUGUCAUGAAAUUCUUAAACCCUGAAUGAUGGUAGAAAUAGGAUAGUCAUGCUUUGAAAGAAAAGACUUAAGAUUAAGAUAAACCCUGGACAAGUGAGUUAGGGUGGUGGUGUAGCCUGGGGUCAUGAAAUUCUCAAACCCUGCAUGAUGGUAGGAAUAGGAUUUUCAUGAUGCUAAGAAAGAUUGAACUUAAACGUCAGGUUAAUCCUUGACUGCGAGUGAGGAUGUUGGUGUAGCCUGGUCACAGCGGUAGGAGUAGGAUAGCUACAGUGCUAGGGAAGAAAGAACUUAAGAUUCACAUAUUCUGGACUAUGAAUGAGCAUGUUGGUAUAGCCCAAAGCUAUGAAAUUCUCAACCCCUAAACGAUGGUAGUAGUAGCAAAGCCAUGGUGCUUGGAAAGAAAGAACUUAUGAUUAAGAUUAAUCCUGGACAAGUGAGUUAGGGUGUCGGUGUAGCCCGGUGUCAUGAAAUUCUUAAACCCUGAUCGACGGUAGGAAUAGGAUGGCCAUGUUUUGGGGGAAAGAAAAGAGAUUAAGAUUGGGCAUUGAGCUAGGUUUUCAGUGGUUGAAAUAAAGUUAUCACUUUAUUUCAUUUUGUUAUAUUCAAAUUGUGGAAAAUUUAUACAUUGCACUAAACAUUUGGUGUAAUAGUUAUAAUAAUGAUAUCAGUUUAAUAGUAAUAUCAUCAUUUGCAUAUUUUAACUUCAGCUGGUGUGAUUAAAAAUGAUUCAGGGAUUAUCUCGACAAAGAACUCAUGUUUUGGUAAAGAAUCAUGAGUUUUUGAUCAACUUUCCAUCACAAAAAAUUUGCCAUAGUGACAAACUAUAAAGGAUCAAAUUGACUGAAUACUAGCCAAAUAGCUGGUGUAGUUUAAUUGUAGGUAGCAAAAAUGUAACAAGUGAGUAGUAAAAUACUCCCCAUUUCUUCCUCAUGCUGAGGUGCUUUUCCAUUCAUAAGAAAAUUUUAACAAUCACUAGAUUUGAGCCAUUUUCGGGUAAAACUUGAGAUUGUGGAAAAAGAAUCAUUUUUCUCAUCACAUCAGUCAGAUUGAUUUUUUCAUUGAUCAAAGAGGUGCUAUUCCUUAAAACAUAAACAGGAACUUUGGCUAAGUUUACCAGCAAUUGCUUGAGUAGCUAUAAUUUUUCCAUGGUAUGCCUUACAUUGGUUGGAGAGAUUUUGCCAUUCUUCAAUUCUUGAAAAAAAAAUCAUGAGAGACAUCAAUAGACAUGGCUGUCAUAUUAAUUCUUAAUGGGGGCAACCUCCAUUUUUAUGCUAAUAUUCAUACGUUCUCAGAUUUUACAGGGUAAAUCUAGUGGUUUUGCUUCAGAUAACAUGGUUGUAAAUUACCAAAAAGCAUUUUUCACCAAAAAUCAAUCAAAAUGUUGUAUGUAUUGGCUGUUGUAAUUUAUGCUUACAUUAGAGGAGCAAUGUCAUACAACUGAUAAAAAGCUUGAUACCAAAAAUGCAAAGUGCUUCACAAUAAAUUCACCAAAUGAUAUUGACUUGAUGGUCACUUGAAGAAUCGUUGACAGUUGAAUUUACAGAGGUGGUUCAGUUUUUAAUUUGCUAAUUUUUGGUGCAAAAUAUUUGAUAUUCUAGCCUUAAAAAGAAAACAAGUUAUUUAUUGAAAUGUGUUUGCUACAAGUGGUGCCAAAAUCCGUCCAAUUUUGUAUUAAAGCGCCCACCAUUCAUUGAAGCCAGAACAUUCUGAUCCGUCAAAGGUUUGGAGGGAUGAGCCAUGACUUGUCCCUCCAAUAAUUUGUCUUAGUACUACAUUUCCAAACUAUUGUAACCAAAGUGAUAUUGUCAUCAUCUGAAUUGUUUACAUGUACAUGUAAAUAGUGAUAUUAUCAAGGUAAUUUGAUUAGUAGGUGUUACACUUGGUGUAAACUGAUAUGUUAUUCUGUAGGUUAAUUGCCACUUGGUCCACACCCAUUUGGUGUGAUGAACCAUCUGAUCCUAGUUCAUCUGCAACCAGUUCGUCUACUCACCAGUUGUACUUUGUAUAAUUGCUUCUUCCCCUAUUUACCUCUUAGUCUUAUUACCAUGUAGGCUAUACACUCUUUUUCUAGUAUCCACUUGGUCUAACAGUACUAAGUCUAUAUAAUUAGAUGAACUGUUAGUCAACCAAAUUUUCAUUUGACAAACUGCAGAAUAAUUCAUAGACCAUCUGGGCAAUUAGACUAUAUGAAGUUAAGAUCAAGUGAUGUUUGGACCGGGCAGUAAUAUAACCAAAUUGAUAGUGGUCCAGCUGGAUUUAGCUAUAUUAGCCCAAAUUCUUGAAGGACUAACUUGGCCCAUGGGAUAAAAUGCAUCAUUUGAUGACAAUGGCACAUAGAGGCUAAAUUAGCCCAUGGGGCAUAGU
This is a messenger RNA of Lytechinus variegatus (green sea urchin), 5500 nucleotides long. RefSeq names its product golgin subfamily A member 6-like protein 22 (gene lekr1). The transcript has 14 exons. Lineage: Eukaryota; Metazoa; Echinodermata; Echinoidea; Temnopleuroida; Toxopneustidae. The record is from RefSeq and is a predicted model, not a curated record. The coding region runs from base 174 to 2246 and encodes 690 amino acids.